Suillus discolor is the source of this 1239-nucleotide messenger RNA. RefSeq lists its product as uncharacterized. Lineage: Eukaryota; Fungi; Basidiomycota; Agaricomycetes; Boletales; Suillaceae. The coding region runs from base 1 to 1239 and encodes 412 amino acids. The record is from RefSeq and is a predicted model, not a curated record. The transcript has 3 exons.
AUGCCUAAAUGUCUUGACCUCUCUAGACUACCCAGGGCUCCAGGUCUUCGUUCAAUUAACCGUUGCAAUGUAACACCCGGCUCCCCUCUUCCAUUACUUUUCCCUGGUAGCGUGCCAUACAACCGUGCCCGCACUGUUGACCCAACGCACCCUGCCACUCGGUGGAAAGCCCACGCGUUUCCGCAUUUCUCCUGCCCUGCAUUCAUGCUGCGCGCUGUACCCAAGGGUGCGCUUCUGCGCCCAGAAUUUGAGAGGCGCUUACCUCAGAUUGAGCGCUCUGCCAUGGUACCGCGGGGGGAACGGAAGGACGGUUCCAAGAAACUAGAUAUGAGCAUGGUCUUCAUGAUUUCGAAAAAGAAGACGAACAAAAGGGCAGUGGUGCGCAACAGGAUCGCGAUGCGCAUCAGGUCCGCUUUUGAGCUCAUUGUUACUCGAGGUGCUGAUGCUGAGCCGAAAGAGAAUGUCAAAGACAGACAUCUGGGCAAGAAGUGUGGGCCUGAAGAAUCCUCGAGUGUCGUUAGGAAGCCGAAGAAAAAACUUGAUCGUUCGAAUCGCGAGUUAAAGCUUGCCAGCUUAGCAUCGUCGAUCACCCCGUCUAAUCUGGGCUUGAUAUCGAAUCCUGCGCCCACCAGGCAUCUAAUCCUUCAAGAUUGGACAUAUGUUAUGUCGCCUUCUCUCCUGAGUUACCGCAUGCCACUCCCCGAUCUUAUACAACAUCUCCGUGCAGGCCUCGAGAGCAUUCGAGCGCAGUCAAUGAAGCUCGAUGUGCAGUGGGCAUUGGACAAGAAACUAACAAUUGACCCGCCGUUGGCCAAUAUCACAAACCAAGAACCUGAGGUGGACUGGCGGCACAUCGCAACUGACGAAAACGAUACUCCUGCGUUAUUUAACCUUGAUGAGCCCGAGCAUGGUCUCCUCAAGGCGGGAAAACCCAUCAAUCCUCAGAAACAGCCCAUCAAGCUGUUUUUCCCGACACCACCAUCGUCUGGAGAGUCGUCUUCUACCUGUGUUGAAGAUGAUCGGCUUGUCACUUCCCACAGAUCUGUCGAUACGCCCAUGCGGUUGGCUUCACCGGCAAAUCGGCCAGGUCAUCAAUCUUCUGGUUCUAUUUCUGAUUCUUCGAAACCUACCCUACGUGCUCCGUCCACAUUUAGAAUAGGCGCAAUCGAACGUCUUGCGACCGUAAAGAACCAGCCCCUGGUUGUACCUGGUCGCAAAGCAAAACGAAGACUCUCUUAG